AUGUCCUGCAACAGCUGCUCUGGAAACUUCUCUUCCCUGUCUUUUGGGGGCCAACUGCAAUACCCAGCCUCUUCUUGUGGUUCCUCCUACCCCAACAAUAUCUUCUACAGCACUGACCUCCAAACUCCCAUCACCCACCAGUUGGGCUCCUCUCUCCACAGUGGGUGUCAGGAAACCUUCUGUGAGCCCACCAGCUGCCAGACAUCCUAUGUGGUAUCCAGACCCUGCCAGAGGCCUUGCCACCACCAGAGGAUUCCAGUGUCCUACAGACCCUGUCAGGCAACUUUCUCAGGAUCUCUGGGCUUUGGUUCCAGGGGCUUCCAGUCUUUUGGUUGUGGCUACCCAACCCUGGGCUUUGGAUCCCACAGUUUCCUAAAUCGUGGGUCCAGCUUUUACCGUCCAACUUGCUUCUCUACUAAAAGCUGCCAAUCUCUUUCUUACCAGCCAACCUGUGGAAAUGGCUUCUUCUGA
Cricetulus griseus (Chinese hamster) is the source of this 471-nucleotide messenger RNA. Lineage: Eukaryota; Metazoa; Chordata; Mammalia; Rodentia; Cricetidae. The record is from RefSeq and is a predicted model, not a curated record.